Aspergillus candidus is the source of this 1444-nucleotide messenger RNA. RefSeq names its product mitochondrial 37S ribosomal protein mS35. NCBI's taxonomy places the organism in Eukaryota, Fungi, Ascomycota, Eurotiomycetes, Eurotiales, Aspergillaceae. Gene Ontology annotation, molecular function: structural constituent of ribosome. The transcript is spliced from 2 exons. Gene Ontology annotation, biological process: mitochondrial translation. Gene Ontology annotation, cellular component: mitochondrial small ribosomal subunit. Bases 30 to 1202 code for a protein of 390 amino acids. The record is from RefSeq and is a predicted model, not a curated record.
CUGAACGACAGCCCAUUCCCACACCUCCAAUGGCCUCCUCCGCACGGUCUUUGGGCCAAACGGCCCUCUUCCUCUCCCGAAGAGGAUCCGCCCCUUCUUUUAUCCUCCAGUCUCGCCAAUUCAACACCACCCGGCCGAACUUUCACGUCGACCCACCCGCGAAGAAGUCGCGGCGUGCUGUCCGCCCCGAGGACAUGCCCAUGGCGCCGGAGUACUCCCCGGAUCUUCUGACCGAGGAGCAGCGGUCGAUGUAUGACUUGAUGUCGCCGGAGGAUCGGAGGGAGUUUGAUGCGGCGAAUAUCCGCCAGGUGCAGGAUUUCAACAGUCCCCAGAAGCGCCGGGCCAUGUUCGCGAACCUCGACAAGGAGGUCUCUGAGAUCAAUCGGGCCUAUCCCAUGCGGUUUGAUGGUAACUCUACUCAGCGUCUUAACUUCUGGGGUAAAGACGAGACCGACGAUUUUGCGAAGGUGGAGGAUGCCGAUGAAGAGUACCUUGACGAUGAAAUGACCUCGAUGGCUCAUGCCGAGGUGGAGCUGCACCGUGAAGUCAGAGAGUAUGCUCGUAUUGCGGCUUGGGACAUGCCUUUCCUCAGCAACUUGGCCAAGCCCUUCUCCCUCCCCACUGAAGACCAAAUCCUCCGCUUCCGCUACACGACCUACAUGGGCGAGGAGCACCCCGCGCAGUCCAAAGUCGUCGUCGAGCUCGCCUCCAAGGAUCUGACGCCUAAGCACCUCACCGAAGACCAGCGACAGACCUUCCUGAAGCUCGUCGGCACGCGCUACAACCCGGACACGGACAUCGUGCGCAUGUCGUGCGAGAAACACCAGACGGCCGUCCAGAACAAGCGGGCCCUGGGCGAUCUGGUCAACUCGCUGAUCAAGGAGGCCAAGGAGGGCGACUCGUUCGCGGACCUGCCCCUCGACCUGCGCCACCACACCCCCAAGACGCCCCUGCGCUUCCCCAACGAGUGGAACAUGACCCCCGAACGACGACAACAGCUCGAGGCGAGACGGAAAGAGCGGCAACAGCGCGACCAGCAGGGCGUCGGCGUCAUCGACGGAAACAAGAUCCUUGCGCAGCUGGCCGAAGUGCCGCCACCGGUGUCUCCGGCGCUGUCGAAACGCGCCGAAGCCGAGCGCGAGAAGGUCGCCGUCAGGGCCGGGAAAUUCCCGCAGAAGCCCGUGGUCAGGAGAAUGCGCUAAUCUCUCUCCAAUCCUAGAUGAGCACUGUAUAACCCAUGGUUUCUUUCUCCUUUUUCUUUUACCUUUUUUUGUUGGAUUCUGGCAGUCAAAAUAUUCAAAAGGGCGGGCGCAGAUUUCAUCACCAUCACCACCACCAUCAUCUCAAGGUCAUAUCAGACCUCCCUAUGUAUCAAUGUAUUAUACUUUUAUCUGUGUGACUAUCUGUCCUGUUUUGAUAGGUCUUGUCUUGAGAUCAAGGCCUA